Penicillium argentinense is the source of this 1701-nucleotide messenger RNA. RefSeq names its product putative beta-galactosidase. Gene Ontology annotation, molecular function: beta-galactosidase activity. Gene Ontology annotation, cellular component: beta-galactosidase complex. NCBI's taxonomy places the organism in Eukaryota, Fungi, Ascomycota, Eurotiomycetes, Eurotiales, Aspergillaceae. The transcript has 2 exons. Gene Ontology annotation, biological process: carbohydrate metabolic process. Bases 1 to 1701 code for a protein of 566 amino acids. The record is from RefSeq and is a predicted model, not a curated record.
AUGACUCUUUCGCCAAAGAUACCGCAUCUCCGCAAAGUCGGCAACACCCAACAGUUGGUGGCCAAGGGCCGUCCGUUUCUUGUUCUUGCUGCAGAAUUGCAGAAUUCGUCCAUGACCUCUGGGGAAUACAUGGAUACCGCGUGGCAGAAGCUGGUCGACACCAACAUCAAUACAGUCCUGGGAUGCGUCACCUGGGAAGACAUCGAACCGGUGGAAGAUCAGUUUAACUUUGUCGAAUUAGACAAAGCCAUUCUGGGCGCGAGAAAACACGGUCUUCAUCUCGUGCUUCUGUGGUUUGGUUCCUUCAAGAACGGUCUUUCGACCUACGUCCCACCUUGGAUCAAGACAGACACAAAGCGAUUCCCCCGAGCGAAGUUGAGAAAAGCCGGGGGCGUCGUGGAGACAGCCGAGGUGCUGUCUAUUUUCCAUGGAGAAGGAUGCAGAGCCGAUGCAAAGGCAUUCGCUCGGCUUCUACAACACGUCAAGGAGAUCGACGGCGAGCAUUCGACUGUUGUCAUGGUGCAAGUCGAGAAUGAAACGGGGCUGCUGGGCGACUCUCGAGAUGGAUCGGCUGCCGCCGAGAAGCGUUUCAGAGAGCCCGUUCCCCAGGAACUACUGCAUUUCCUGGCGGGAGACUGGAGCAACCUCAAUACCGAUAUCAAGGAAAACCUGGCCCACUUCAAAGAACAGAGCAGCCCGCAAGGGGCAUGGGACCAGGUCUUUGGCAAAGGCCCCCACACCGACGAGUUGUUUAUGGCCUAUCACUACGCCCGAUACCUCGACCAUGUCGCCGCCGCAGCGGGCAAGAAAGAAUACUCGAUUCCCCUGUACACGAACGUCUGGCAGAACUAUGUGGAUCCAGACAGCGACAAUAACUUCCCCAUAGUCGCUGGUGGCGGCGGCCAUCCCGGCGACUACCCGUCGGGAGGCAGCACGUCGAACGUUCUCGACAUCUGGCAGAAGUUUGCUCCCUCUCUUUCUUUCAUUGCACCUGACGUCUACCUCAAUGACUACGCUAGUUCAUGCCGCAAAUAUCGACACCGCAACCAGCCACUGUUCAUACCCGAACAGCGCCGUGACGACUAUGGUGCUCGGCGCAUAUGGACGGCCUUUGGCUCAUUUCAGGCCAUCGGCGUAUCACCUUUCGGGAUUGAUACCCUCGAGCCGGCGACUAACCCCUUCACGAAGCAUUAUGGACUCCUCAAAUCUGUUGCGCAGAUCGUUCUUGAUGCCCAAUCCCACCCGGACUCCUCGGUCGGGUUCUUCUUUGAUGAGAUCGCGGCUGACGGCACCGACUCGGCUAAGCCGUUCGUCAAAGAUUGGGCAGGCUACGAGAUCACAAUUGAGCGGUGCUUCGUCUUUGGCAGACCGGGACCUGGGGCAGGCAUGGUCAUCCAUCUAGGUGGACCCAAGUUCCUCUUGAUCGGUUGGGGCUUCCAGGUCCGCGCUCGGUCGCUGUCGCCCACCAGUCACUCCACUGGCAUUCUGCGCUUCCAAGAGAAACUAGUGGUGAACGAAGAGACCGGGCAACUACGCACUCUUCGGAACCUGAACGGCGACGAAACGCGUAGUGGUCGAUUCGCGAUGAUGCCGAACGAGGACCCUGACUACGGAGGUUUCCCGAUUUGUGUCACGAUCCCGGCUCACACGAUGAUCGCCGAACUAGAGCUGUACUCCGUCGAGGCUGAGGAUGACGCUUAA